UCUAUUAUCUAUGGAAUACCGUGGAGUGAUGUCAAGAAGAAGAAGAAGAAGAUAAGUUGACAAUUGACGACGUGUCCUCAAGUUUUUUCAUAAAAUAUUUUAUAAAAUUAAUUAAAAAAAUAAAAAAACUAUUUAGCUGUAAAUCAUGGUUGACCAACCCUCUAAGAGUGAUAUUGAAUCAGUUUUUCACAGACUUCGAGCAGUCCCUGCCAAUAAGGAAUGCUUUGAUUGCAACGCAAAAAAUCCUACUUGGGCUAGUAUUACUUACGGAAUUUUUAUUUGCAUUGACUGUUCAGCUGUACAUCGAAGUCUAGGAGUGCAUUUAACUUUUGUCAGGUCAACUCAACUGGAUACAAACUGGACAUGGAUUCAAUUAAGACAAAUGCAAGUUGGGGGGAAUGCUAAUGCAAGACAGUUUUUCUCCCAACACAAUUGUACUACUACUGAUGCUCAGAAGAAGUAUAAUUCAAGAGCUGCUCAGUUAUACCGUGAAAAGCUUCAACAAGCAGCAGUAAAAGCAAUGAAUAAUAACUCAGGGCUGCACAUCCAUGCCCAUUCUGAAGAAAAGCAUGAUGAAGAAGUUGAUAAAGAGGCCGACUUUUUUAGUGAGCAUGAAAAUUUUAGUUUACCAGAAGAACCAGUAAAGAUAUCUACAGAGAGUGAUCUUUCAUUUGCCAAGAUUGAAACUCAACAUCCCACAGAAGGUCCAAAAGUAGAUUUUCACCUGACAGAAUCCAAACCAACAGAAAGGGUAUCAACAAUAGGGGUCCGGAAAGUGCAACCAAAAAAAUCUGGCUUAGGAGCUAAAAGAAGUGGUCUCGGAGCCACAAAAGUGAAAACAAACUUUGCAGAUAUCGAAAAAGAAGCGGUUCUUGCAGAAGAAAUUCGUCAACGCAACAUCGAAGAAGUUGCUAAGGCUGAAGCUCUCUCUAUAAAAGAAAAGGAAGAAAAAGAGGCUGCAUUUCGUUUAGCAUAUAAAGAUUUAAGUAACGAACAACAUAGAAAAGAAGAGCAACUUAAGAAGGCGGAUCCACGCAAGGCGGAGCAGGUUGAGCGUUUAGGAAUGGGAUUUAAUACCAGAUCAGGCAUCAGUCAUUCUGUAAUGAGCGACUUGAAAAGUAUCGAACAGGAAAACGUAGAAAGUACCACAAACAGUUUGAAUUCGCUAGGAAAACUUCGACUUUCUGACAACGAUGGUUUUUUCGAUUCUUUUUCUUAUUCGUCAGGAUUUAAUAUGAAUAGGAAUUCCAACGCAGCAAGUCCUGCUAGUCGAGGGUUGGAAGCUUUGCUGGCGUCUGACAAUGAAAAAUUGAAAGAUUGGACAAUCAUCGACGACCCUGUGAUUGAUAAACCCAAAAGUUCGAAGUCAUCGUAUGUUCCAAUUGAAAAGAAUCCCGUGAGGAACUCAUAUCCGGAAUCAUCGAGUUCUGACAUGGCUCAAAAGAAAUUCGGAAGUGCUAAAGGCAUAUCUUCAGAUCAGUUUUUUGGAGACAGAGAAAAUGACUACGAGGUUCAGGCAAAUCUUAACAGGUUUCAGGGGUCUUCCAGUAUUUCGUCGUCCGAAUUCUUUGGUCAUGGCUCUGAUAAUGCGUCGUACAACAAAUUUCAAACUCCUGAUCUUGACGAUGUCCGAGAAAGUGUUCGACAGGGAGUAUCUAAAGUUGCAGGAAAGAUUAGUUCUUUAGCUAAUGGAGUUAUGUCUUCAAUACAGGAACGGUAUGGUUACUAGUGGACAAUAAAUUAAAUAAAAUUUUGAAGACGGCCAGUUUAUUGAAAGUUACAUUUUAAAGAAAUAAUAAUAUGAAGACAUAUUACUGAAUUCAUUUUUUUUUGGUUGCUUGACUAUGAAGUAGUAAACAUGUGCCUUCAGUUCUUUUAAUUCUUGACUGAAUGGCAGAUUGCAAAAGAAAGUAUUUGUAUCUAUCAUAAUUUACCUAGAGUGAAAAAUAAAUAUAUUGUAUUAAAUUGAGAAAGGUGCAUCUGCAGUAAGCAUUCAAAAUCAUUCGUUAAGCUUACAAAUUAUUGUUUAUUAUAAUUUCUUACGUAAGUACAAGGUGAAAAAGGUCUUUUUGUUUUGUCUAAUAUCACAUUAUAUUGUUGUUUUAAAUAAAUAGCAAUUACUAUUACAUA
Molecule: messenger RNA, 2130 nt
Organism: Agrilus planipennis (emerald ash borer)
Lineage: Eukaryota; Metazoa; Arthropoda; Insecta; Coleoptera; Buprestidae
Gene: ArfGAP3
Product: ADP-ribosylation factor GTPase-activating protein 2
Exons: 10
Coding region: 146-1729 (527 amino acids)
Biological process (GO): COPI coating of Golgi vesicle
Molecular function (GO): GTPase activator activity
Source: RefSeq, a predicted model, not a curated record